This is a messenger RNA of Artibeus jamaicensis (Jamaican fruit-eating bat), 4989 nucleotides long. RefSeq names its product heterogeneous nuclear ribonucleoprotein A/B (gene HNRNPAB). Gene Ontology annotation, biological process: regulation of gene expression. Bases 665 to 1759 code for a protein of 364 amino acids. Gene Ontology annotation, cellular component: nucleoplasm. The transcript has 8 exons. The record is from RefSeq and is a predicted model, not a curated record. Gene Ontology annotation, molecular function: RNA binding. NCBI's taxonomy places the organism in Eukaryota, Metazoa, Chordata, Mammalia, Chiroptera, Phyllostomidae.
CUUCCCUGGCGGACCCUACGCGCCGGAUCUCGGCCGCCCGGGCUCUGCCACUGCCAGCCGGGCGGCCUUGGUUUGUGAGACUUAUUCGAGCCCAUUUUCCUCUUCUGGGUAAUGGGAGAAGCCGCGGCUAUCAAAACUGGGACUGGGAGAGCUGGAACGAGAGACUGCGGCCUGACUGAACAGAGGGUACAACUCGGGCCUCACGGCCUACGACAAGACCAUUUUCCAAUCCGGCAACCCUCCGCAGGGCCCAGGCUCGCGCGGGUUCUAAAAUGAGGACAAAGCCCGCCCGGAUCUAGCGUUCGCGCGCCGACGUGGCCAAUGGGACGCCGGUGCAGGGUUGAAUGACGGGAAGGCGCAGCCAAUGAGCAUGCGUCUUGUUGCGAAGUGGAUCCCGGCUCCGGCAUUAUAAAGAGCGCCACGAGUCGGUAUUGUCAGGCGGCGGCGCUGCGCGGGCCCGGGCGAGUCUUUUGGUCGGUGGGUUCCGUGCAGCGGUGGUCGAGAAGGAGCGCGCGAGGUUGCGGCGGCUCCGUCUGCGGAGGGAGGGAAGGCCGGGCAGCACGAGCUUGAUCGCGGCCGAGCUCGCCGCACCUUCCCGGCGGGUGGGGACGAACGGGCCUCGCGGCCUCACCGGCGGCGAGGAGCCGCUGCACCCCGGUCUACCAUGUCGGAAGCGGGUGAGGAGCAGCUAAUGGAGACGACGGGUGCCACCGAGAACGGGCAUGAGGCCGCCCCUGAAGGCGAGUCGCCGGCCGGGCCCGGCACCGGGGCCGCAGCGGGCUCAGGAGGCGGGAGUGCGGCUCCCCCGGCCGUCAACCAGACCAGCGCCGAGGGCGACCAGAUCAACGCCAGCAGGACCGAGGACGACGCAGGAAAAAUGUUCGUUGGUGGCCUGAGCUGGGAUACCAGCAAAAACGACCUGAAGGAUUAUUUUUCCAAAUUUGGAGAGGUCGUUGACUGUACAAUAAAAAUGGAUCCCAACACUGGCCGGUCAAGAGGGUUUGGGUUUAUUCUCUUCAAAGAUGCAGCCAGUGUGGAGAAGGUCCUAGAUCAGAAGGAGCACAGGCUGGAUGGUCGUGUCAUUGACCCCAAAAAGGCCAUGGCCAUGAAGAAAGAACCUGUAAAGAAAAUUUUUGUGGGGGGUCUGAAUCCAGAAGCCACUGAGGAGGAAAUCAGAGAGUACUUCGGCGAGUUUGGGGAGAUUGAGGCCAUUGAUCUUCCAAUGGAUCCAAAGUCACACAAAAGACGAGGCUUUGUUUUCAUCACCUUUAAAGAAGAGGAGGAACCUGUGAGGAAGGCUCUAGAGAAAAAGUUCCACACCAUUGGUGCAAGUAAGUGUGAAAUCAAGGUGGCUCUGCCCAGAAAGCUCUAUCAGCAGCAGCAAGGCUCUGGCCGUGGUGGAAACCGCAGCCGAGCGAGCCGAAGUGGUGGCGGUGGAGGUGGAGGUCAGAGUCAGAGUUGGAAUCAGGGCUACGGCAACUACUGGAACCAGGGCUACGGCUACCAGCAGGGCUACGGGCCCGGCUAUGGCGGCUACGACUACUCGCCCUAUGGCUAUUACGGCUACGGCCCCGGCUACGACUACAACCUCAGUCAAGGGGAUGCACGGACUGGCCUCCCCUUCCCCCUUCAGAGGUCCAGAGUGCCCUGGAACACAGUGGAUGGAAGGAGAGGCAAGAGGCAGGCUCCUUUGUCGGUCAGGGCCCUACACACUGCAAAGGCAACUUGUUUGAAGAAAAAGUACCUGGACACCAAGUAGUCAGCCUCUUUGGUGGCUGGUGUCCUUGUGGCCUCAUCUUUGAUCAGAUCCACACCAAUGAAGAGCCCGACGCCCCUGGAGCAGAAGGCGACAUCUCAGGAGGCCAGGCCUGAGGGUACCAUGGGCCUUGCCCUUGCCCUCUGCCUGGGUCUCAGCCAAACCCCAUCAGAAAGUCCACUGGGGCUUGUACCUCUGCCUCCUGGGGAGACAGGGCCACAGGAAACGUGGUGGUGUGUGUGUGCGUGUGUGUGCGUGAGAGAGGGAGACAGAGACACAAUUCUAGGAAGUGACUGCAAUAGGGAAGGGCCCUUGCCAUGGACAGAGGAAAGGCUGGGGGCCAGAGUUACUUGAUUCCGGCUUUUUUCCCCUCCUAAAAGUGCCAUUUUGGGUGACAGCCACUCUCAGUGCUUUAGUCCAACACCAGUGGAGAGCAAAACUCCCACCAUCCCGGGUGGUCAGGAGGUGAGAGGAGUGACUCCAGGCCUCGGGCGGAUGCUUGGUUAGUGGGCAGUGACUGCUACCCCGAGCCUUACCUGAUGUCCCCGAUGAUGGGGUGUUUGGCUUUUUGCUGCCUCAGAAGCUCCAUCAGGAAGCUGCCCACAUGGGCAGCGUGAGCUUGCAGCUGCUCCUUCUCCAAGACAUCCAGGACGGCCAGCCCCACUGCACAGGACACUGGGCUGCCCCCAAACUGAGCCGGGGGCAAAGGGCAUGUAAGAUGUCCAGCAGAGUGAGCCAUGCCCAGGGAGGAUGAGGGCACCGGAACUGCCCACACUCCAGGGCAAGUGAUAGCACAGGCUUCAACAGUAAAUGGGGUUCUUCUGGGGGCCCUGUGGGCUGUCCCACCUCUCCAGGUGCUAAUGUGACUCACCCAGAGCGAGUACUCCCAGGGUGCAGUGGGAGCCCUGAGAAGCUGCAGAGCCAGAGGAAACAAAUGGCGUGGGCAUGCCCACCGAGUUGGUUUGGGUCCAGAGGCAUUAAGGGUCCCAUCUCACAGGCUGGGCCCAGACCCAUAGCAUUGGGCCAGUGUCGGUCACUUCUAAGGAGGGCUGAGAACCCUGUGCCAGAGCCACCCAGGAAGCUUCUGAGCCCAUGGGUCUGCUGGGUGAACCCAGGACAGAUUUGAGGGCACAGACUACAGCUGACUGAGUGUGAGCCAUGGGUGGCCUGAAGAUGUAUUUUGUUUCACUUUGUGUGGCAUUAUGAAAAGUUUUGAAUUGGGUAUGAAUACUGUAAGACAACACAAAAAUUUUUGACUUGCACCUGGCCUAUCUGGCUACCUUGGUAUUGGCUGUUCCUUCAGGUACUUUGGGUACUUGGGUUCACUUCCUCCACCUGGCCCUGCAGGUGGUCUGAGUGGGGACUGGAGAGAGCAAAAACAAGUGUUUUUCCUGCAGACUGUUUUUCCUUUUUGCUUUGUGUUGGAUGACCUUUUCCUUAAACUGAAAAAAAGACCUUAUUGAGGUACAGUUUACAUAAUGUAGACUGCAUAUAUUCAAAGUGCAUAGUCAUCCACCACUUAAGGACAUGGAUACAUGUGGUGAUUUGAAUGAAUGUCAUAGAGUGUACUUAAUACAAACACAUGGUAUAGCCUGUAGCUCAUAGGGAAGGAAAAAGAAUUGGUUGAAACAUCCCUGUGAUAAAAGACAUUUUAACAGGUGAACAAACAACAAUUGAACAACAUGUAUACCUCCUGUACACAUAGGAGAGACCAAGGAAAACUGAGUAAGUCACCAAAAUGACCGAGGCCACCACCUUAAAUACCAUCUCUAGUUGAAGACAAAAGAGGAUGGGGUGGGGGCAGGGGCCAGUUACUGGAGGUGACCUGGAGGAGCACAGCAGAGGUGAGCAAGGCUGUGAGGCAGACUGAAGUUCCUUCUGCAUUGAUACGAGUUUCUAAAGGUAAGGCCGCCCUCUUGGUACAGAGGGAAGACACCCUACAAAGGGAGAUUUCCCUUAUAAAGGUGGCUUACAAGUGGAUCACUUCUACCUGGUUUUCAGAGCUUUUCCCCAAAUCUGCUUCUUAAAAUUAACCGGCCUAAAAUAAUCCGUACACCAAAGAAAUAUAUUUUGGGAGGAUAAAUUCUGUUCUGCUGUAGCCCCUGAACUACAAAGCUGGCACUACUGGACUAUGGUAGGCAGUGGUAAUGCAACUUUCAGAAUUUGUGUAGUAGGUUUGUUAGCACUGCUGUGACAUCACACUGGACAGUAGGCAUUUUGCAGCUUCGUAAUCUUGCGGGACCACCAUACUGUAUGCUAUAGACACAAAAUGGGUCCCAUGGACAAGUCACCUCAUGGUGACCUGAUCGUAAAUUCCUAACUGGGCGUGUCACGCCCCAGGCCUAGUAACUUGUUUUUUUAGGCCUGUAACUUUAGUGUAGUUGAAGGUUUACCUUUGCUUUGAGCCAGCUCUGCCCACUUUCUGUGCAUCUAGUUUAACUCGCUUUUGAAGUAAACCACUCUCAAGAAAGCAUGUAACUUGUUGGAAAGCACUAUCCUGUAAGCCAGUCCCCACCUUGCUUUCUCCCACCUUCAUGAAAUGCUCCUUAGUUCCCUCCUUAAUUCCAGAUGCAUAAAGGAAGAUGUAAAAUGCUAUUCUUAGAACCAUUUUCCUCUGUUGAGAUCUUGCUUCCAGAGAUAUCCUAUAUUUGGCUCAAAUAAUUUUUUCCUUUAAUUUUUUUAUUUCUCAAUUACAGUUGACAUUAAGUGUAUUAGUUUCAGGUGUACAGCAUUGUGGUUAGACACAUAACUCUGGCUCAAAUAACUUUUUAUAAAAAUUCAAAAUUCUCUACAGGUUCUUACGUUAACAAUGUAGUCUGUUAACCAAAACAGUACAUGGUUCACGACUGUAGUUCAAAAUGAUUCAACAAGUGUAAAACUAGAACCUCCAACACAGCGAGGACACAAACAUUUCCAUCACUCCCCAGAAUUUCUCGUGCUCUCCGCUGCUGGCUCAGGCAGCCACUGACCUGCUUUCUGACUACAGUUUUGCCUUUUCCAGAAUGUCAUGAAUGGAGUCACAGAAUAUGUACUCCUCUGUGCCUCACUUCUGCUCAACAUGUUUGAAAUUUAUCCACGUUGUAUAUAUCAGUAGUUUGCUCAUUUUGUGGUUGCAUAAUAAUACUCCACUGUAUGGACAUACCACAGUUUGUCCAGUCUCCUGUUGAUGAACCCUUGGGUUAUUUUGAUUUUUGGCUAUUAAGAAUAAAACUAACUUAUAACAAGUCUCUAAA